Molecule: messenger RNA, 2724 nt
Organism: Bathycoccus prasinos
Lineage: Eukaryota; Viridiplantae; Chlorophyta; Mamiellophyceae; Mamiellales; Bathycoccaceae
Exons: 1
Coding region: 1-2724 (907 amino acids)
Cellular component (GO): cytoplasm
Molecular function (GO): ATP binding; kinase activity
Source: RefSeq, a predicted model, not a curated record
AUGAGUGCCUCUCCUGCUCCUUCUCCGAACACCAACGACAACAGGGAAAGUUAUUCAUCGACCUCUCCUCCUCUGCCGGUGGAUUCGGGAGGACCCGGGAGUCGAUCGUACACUCCGGCCUUGUUAGAUAUGUUUAACAAAUCAUCGUCGUCGUCGUCCAAGAACAACAAGAAUACUAUUACUAGUAAUACUAGUAACGAUGAUGAUGGGACUCAUCAUCAUGCGAUGAUGAAUAACAACCACAACUCAAACAACGGGGGGGUUGUGAGCCGAGGAGGCGCACCAAAUUCGGAUUCGAAACCACCGAGACACGCGAGUUUCAACUUUCAAAUCCAAAGUAAACAAAAUAACAACAAUCAAAUCGGAAAUUCUUCCGAGAGCCAGAGCCCUUUACAGCCGUUGCCGCUGAUUAAAGAUCAGUUGCAAGUGGUCGAAGUGACCAGGAACGGGAGGACCAGAAAGGUUUGUUUUUUGUUUGCUUUUUCUUUUGAGUUCAACUCUCAAAAUCUCUCUUUUAAAAACAAUAUAUUAAUCAACAACAUCUCUCUCUCUCUCUCUCUCUCUCUCUCUGUACCUAAAAAGGAAAUCAAACGAUUUGAAACGCAAGUCUCGUUCGAUAAAGGGUUUUAUUUGACCAUUCGGGCGAUACAGUUGUUGAAACAGGAGAUUAAAGGAGGGUUGAUUGUGGUCGGCAUCGCGGGGCCGAGCGGCGCCGGGAAGACGGUGUUUAGCAAGAAAAUAUUAGAAUUUAUGCCAGGUAUUGAACAUAUAUCGAUGGAUAUGUAUAACGAUGCGAGCGUGUUGUUGGAAGAUAACUUUGACGACCCGAGAUUGACGGAUUACGCGACGUUGUUGGAGAACAUUCAAAGUCUAAAAGACGGGAAUUCGGCGGAAGUUCCAAUUUACGAUUUCAAGUCCAGUAAACGGGUCGGGUAUCGACACGUCGAGGUGCCGAAAGCGAGAGUGGUUAUCAUCGAAGGUAUUUACGCCUUGAGCGAACGUUUGAGACCGUUGCUGGAUUUAAGAGUUUCCGUGACUGGAGGCGUGCACUUUGACUUGUUGAAACGCGUGAUGCGAGAUAUUCAUCGAUCUGGACAAGCGCCGGAAAGUAUCAUCCAUCAGAUUUCGGAAACCGUCUACCCGAUGUACAAAGCGUACAUCGAACCAGAUUUAAGAACGGCGCACUUGCGCAUCGUAAAUAGCUUUAAUCCGUUCGCUGGUUUCCAAGAUCCGACGUAUAUUUUGAAAUCCGAUAAAGUCCCCACGGACGAGGAAAUCGAAAGCGUCUUGGACCACUCCAAUCCGGAAUCUCCGGUGACGAGAACGGACGAAGUUGAAACCGCGGAUAUUUAUUUGUUACCUCCGAACGAAGACCCCGAGCAGUGCACGAGUUGGUUGCGUUUAAGAAAUCGAGACGGACACUAUUCGCUCAUGUUUGAGGAAACGGUUACGGACGGUCCUAUCAUGAUUUCGCCUCGCAUUAAAUUUGGCGUCGGUGUGCGCAUAUUAGGCGGGUUGAUGGCGUUAGGGUAUGAAGUUGGGGCGAUUUUGAAACGUCGCGGUCGCGAGUGGUCGGAUGAUUUGCUCACGAUCAAAGUCGAUUGGAUCGAAAGUUUAGAUCGAGCGUACGUGCAGAUUCAAUCGAAAUCUCGCGUCGCCGCGGAGGAAGCGGGUGAAAAAUUAGGAUUGGAAGGCACGUACAUUCCAACGAGUUUUAUCGAGCAAGUACAAAUGGAGAAAUUAACGUUAGAGCUGCGCGAACAGAUGACUGAAGAGAUUAAGCACAAAUUCAGCGGGUUGUUGUCGAUAAAUCGUCCGAACGGUACCGGCGGCGGGUACGACAUCGAAACGAAUCACAUCGUACCGCCAGCCAUGGGAAGCAACGUUUCUUCCAGAGCGAAUUCAGUGCACUCUGGAAGUUUAAAAACGCACGAAGAUGGGAGCGGUAGGCAUCCCUUACAGGCUGAACUCGAGGUGAAUGCGGAGAGAUUGAAUGAAAUGAACGCGUUGAAUCGCAGCGGAAGCGACGGCGAGGGCCGUCAUUAUAACGAGGCGAGCAGUCCGCGCCAUAGCUACGGAGUUAACGGAGAGAGCACGCCUUUUGGUCUCAGCAAUAAUAAUACGAGUAACAACAACAACAAUAAUAAUAACGGAGGGGGAUAUUCAAGCGAGAAAGAGCAGCGCACUCCAGAUAGAAGACGUCCGCAAACGCCGUUUCGACAACCGAAACCGGAUCAGAUUCCCGGCCUUCAUCAGCGCGACAUUUCCGGGCUUUCCGAAGAUUACGGAGGGAACGGCGUACGCAACACUCCCACGCCACACUAUUACAUAGAAGGUAGCUCGUCGAGUAAUCUGGAGCAAAAGUUCGUUUGGUUGUCGAGGAAACUCGAGGACGUCGUCACCGCCGUUUCCCAAAUCCAGCAGCAACAACAAAUCCAACAGCUGUAUAACUAUCAACAGCAGCAGCAGCAACAACAACAGUCGUCCCCGUUAGCUUGGACGACGCCGCGGGAAGGUUUUUCGCAACAAACACCUCCACUUCCUUCGACUUCCUCCUCCUCCUCCGUGGGAGACGCUUUACGAACGCUCGAAUCAAAGUUGGCGAGAAUAGAAGAAAACGAAAGGAAACUCGCGGCGAGGCAUUCGGCGAUUAGUUUAGGAUUAGCAACUUUCGUAGGCGCGGCAACCGUGUUUGGUUUGCUCGCAAAUUCGAGAGAAAAGUAG